AUGGGACUAUUGAAAGAGAUCAUAAUGUUUCUUAUAGGAAUCGGCAUGGGCUCCUAUGUAGUAAAGCUGCUAUUGAUGAAGAAAAAAAAGCAGAAAAGUUUCCCAUUAAAAGACCAGCUGGUAAGAAAUCAUCAAUUUUUCAAAGAAGGCCAAGACAAAAUCCAGUCAAGCUUUGUGGUUGUCUUAGGACUAGGAGGCAUUGGAAGCCACUGUGUGAUAACUUUGGCACGCUCUGGUGUAAAAAAAGUGAGAAUCAUUGAUAACAGCGUGCUUACAGCAGGAGCCUUAAAUGGCCAUGGAGUAGCGAAAACAAGGGAUAUUGGGAAACAUAAAACUGAUGUGCUAAAAGCUCACAUAGGAAAAAUAAUCCCACAAUGUGAAAUUGAAAUUCAAAAAGCUUAUUUCUCAUUAGAAAAUGCUAGUAGCUUACUUGCUGGGAACCCUGAUUAUGUAGUUGACUGUAUAGGGAACGUCAGCUGUAAAGCAGAUUUAAUACAAUAUUGUUUGCAAAAUCAAAUAAAUAUUAUUACUACCGCUUCAGCUGCUGGAAAAAUUGAUCCUACUCGUGUUGAAGUUGCUGAUAUCUCUAACACCAAAAAUUGUGACACAGUCCGCAAGCUUCGUAAAACCCUAAAGAAGCGUGGAAUAGCUGAAGGAGUACAAGUAGUUUAUUUAGCAGAAACACCUCGGUAUUUACUUUUAGAUCCACAAAACCCAAUAAAACAAAUGCCCAUUCCUGCAAUUGAACACAUUUAUUAGACUUAUAGAGAAGUUUAAUGUAAUUCCUGAAGGGAAACCUCCACCUGUAAUGUCUCUUUCGCCUGCUCGCCAGUUCGUAUACAACCUUACUAGGCCCAAUCCCCUGAGGAAAAAAAACUUAGCUUUCGCUUUCGAACACUGGUAGUUAUCCAACCAGAUCUGCUGGCGCAGGUACCCCUUAUUUAAUUAGUAGGAAAAAAAAACUUAGCAUUGGAGUAAAGCAUGAAUUCGGCAAUCCGACAUUGCGCUUCUCCAAACCUGGCCGGAUACAUGCACCCGAAUGCAGUCCUCCCUUCCUCAAAGUCCCUGCGCACCAGAUACAGGAGUUAAGAAAAUGGGCUUCUUCACCAUGCCAUUUUAAUGUAUGCCAUUCCUGCAAUUGAACACUAACUUCUAUCACUGGAAAUUCUGUAGCUUCUUAUGUCUUAUCCAAGCUUGGAGGAGUUAGUUUUGAGCCUUUUAUUAGAGACAACUACCGAAAAACUUCAUUUUUGCGACUUGUUCGCCAUCUAGAGCUAUUAGAAAAAAAUCAUUUUCAUUCAGAACUAGAGAUGGACAUUGAAGAAAUCGAACAGGUGGUAAGGACUUUAUGGAAUUUGAGGUCAGCUUAUAGCAACUCUAAGAAAUCAAUUGAAGCAGUAAGAUUUGACUUAACGCAGCCAGCAAGUGUGAGUAAUUUAAUAUUGCUGACCGAUGAAGAAUUAAUUAUGCAUUUAGACGGAAGAUUAGAAUGGAGCCAAGAACAAAUCAGCCUUAUCAAACAAAAUUUAAUGAAAUUGGGUUAA
Molecule: messenger RNA, 1544 nt
Organism: Blepharisma stoltei
Lineage: Eukaryota; Ciliophora; Heterotrichea; Heterotrichida; Blepharismidae
Source: the annotation of a GenBank genome assembly